AUGCUUUAUUGUUAUGAAAAUGUAUUUCUUAUUGGUAGUUCAUUAGGCAAUAAAGUCAAUACUCAUUAUCGCUUGUCCUAUAUUUCUCAUCGUCUAGUAUCAUAUGAUCAACAUGAAUCUCCAACUGUUCCUCAUCAUACUCAUUCAACUCCAACAUUAUUAUUAACACAAAAACUUCCUUCAUCAUGUCAUGUACUUAUUGCUGGUGGUGGUAUUAUUGGUCAAUCAAUAGCUUAUCAUUUAAGUGAAAUUGGUGUUAAAGAUGUUGUACUUAUUGAAAAAGCAAGAUUAGCAUCUGGUACAACGUGGCAAAGUUCUGGACGAGUCUCUCAUAUACAAGAUACAGUCAUUGAAACACGUUUUAUGAAAUAUUCAAGACAAUUAUAUGAACGAUUACAUAAAGAAGGACAUGAUAUUGGCUUUAAUGAAACCGGUAGUUUAUGGAUAGCUCAAACACCUGAUCGACUUCAUACACUUAAACGACAAUAUUCUAUAAUCAAAGCCUUAGAUAUUAAUUGUGACAUAUUAAACUUAGAAAAAUUAAUUGAAAAAGUACCAAUUAUUGCUCCACAAGAAAUUUGGGGUGGUUUGUGGAUUCCCAAUGAUUGUAUGGUUGAUCCUGUACCAUUAGCUUUAACUUUUGCUCAAUUAGCAAUAGAUAAAGGAGUUAAAAUUAUUGAAGAUUGUUAUGUCAAAGAAAUUCUUACAGAAAAACAACGUGCUGGACAAUAUGAUCGUGUAACAAGUGCCAUAACAUCACAAGGAGAUAUUAAAUGUGAUGUAUUUAUUAAUUGUACAGGAAUGUGGGCACGAGAACUUGGAUUUCAAUCUUCACCAAGUGUUAGAAUUCCUACUCUAGCAUGUGAAUACAUAUGUUUAAAAACAAAACCAGUAGCAAAUUUUCCAAACAAUAUUCCCAUUGUUCAUAAUCCACACGAACGUUUUUAUAUUCAACCAUUAAUAGAUGAUAGUGUAUUAGUUGGUGGUUUUCUAAGUCAAUCGAAACCUCUUUUUUCAAAUGGUGUUCCAGAUACAUUUCAUUAUUCUCUUUUACCUGAUAAUUGGGACGAUUUUCAUUGGAUAUUAAGUAAUGCAAUAAAACGAUUUCCUAUUCUUGCUGAAAGUGAUUACGAAAUAUUGAUCACUGGUGCUGAUAGUUUUACACCAGAUGGCCGAUUAAUUAUGAAUGAAUCAGCUGAAAUUGAUAAUUAUUUUGUUGCAUCUGGUGCAAAUGGACAGGGUAUAGCACUUGCUGGUGGUAUUGGAAAAUAUAUGGCUGAAUUAAUUCAUAAAGGAAAUACAGAGUUAAGUACAUGGCCAGUUGAUAUACGUCGUUUUAUGCGUUUACAUACAAAUAAACGUUUUCUUGAAGAUCGUCUACGAGAAAUACCAGGAAAACAAUAUUCAUUAAAAUAUCCAACCUAUGGUAUGUCAUUAUAUCAAACAGGACGAAAAUUACGUGUUUCACCAUUACAUCCAAAAUUACAAGCAGCUGGUGCCGUUUAUGGUGAAGUACUUGGUUAUGAACGUCCAUUAUUUUUUAAACCAGAUGAACCCGAAAAAAGUUUUGAAGAUUUAAGUAAACAAGGUACAUUUGGUAAAGCACGAUGGUUUAAUACAGUUAAAAAAGAAUAUAAUGUAUGUCGAAAAGGUGUAGCUAUUAUUGAUAUGACAUCAUUUACAAAAUAUGAACUUAAAUCAGCUAAUCGAAGUGUUGUGGAUUUUCUACAAAUGCUUUGUGCAAAUAAUAUUGAUAAACCAGUUGGUACUGUUGUUCAUACAGGAAUGUUAAAUGAACACGGUGGUUAUGAAAAUGAUUGUUCUGUUAUACGUCUUGAUGAUUAUCAUUUUCUUUUAGUUAGUCCAACAUCACAAUCUACUCGUAAUAUGAAAUGGCUUAAAUCUCAUGUACCAGAAGAUGGUUCUGUUCUUCUAUCUGAUGUAACAUCACUUUAUACAGCAUUGAAUGUUAUUGGACCAAAAGCAAAAUAUUUAUUAGCUGAAUUGAGUGAUGAAAAUUUUAAUGAUUUUGCAAGAAUGACUUGUCAAGAAAUCGAUGUUGGUUUUGUUAGUCAUAUCUAUGCUAUGCGAUUAACACAUACUGGUGAAGAUGGUUUUAUGCUUUAUAUACCAUCAGAAUAUGCUUUAUGUGUAUAUGAUAUGUUAAUGGAACAAGGUAAAGAUUAUGGAAUUAUAAAUGCUGGAUAUUUUGCUCAACGAACUCUUCGAAUUGAACGCAUGUAUCCAUCUUGGGGACAUGAUAUCGAUAAGAAAACAACACCAUUUCAUUUAAAUCGAGAAUUUCAUGUUUCAUUUGAUAAAGAUUUUAUUGGCAAAGAAGCUCUAUUAAAACAACGAAAAGAAGGUAUACAAAAAAGAUUUGUUCAAUUUCUUCUUGAAGAUCACAAUUUGGAUUCAGAUCCAUGGCCAUGGAGUGGUGAACCUAUUUAUCGUAAUGGUGUAUUUUGUGGAUUUGUUACAUCUGCAGCAUAUGGUUUUACACUCGGAAAACAAGUCUGCUUAGGACAUAUUCAUGCUCCCGCUUCAGAAAACAUAACAAUCAAUUAUAUUCGUAGAGCAACAUAUGAAAUUGAUAUAGCAACUAAACGAUAUAAAGCACGUCCUAAUGUUUAUCAACCAUCAGAAAUGGGCCCAACCGUUCAACUUAGCAUACGUUAG
Rotaria sp. Silwood1 is the source of this 2679-nucleotide messenger RNA. The record is from the annotation of a GenBank genome assembly. Lineage: Eukaryota; Metazoa; Rotifera; Eurotatoria; Philodinida; Philodinidae.